ACUAAUGCUUGAAGAAUUCCGUUGGCUCACCUAAAUCUGCUGCAAGCAAUUCCCCUCAUAUAAAAUAGAUGCACGGAGUGGCGGGAACCAGAAGCCCUCCAGUCGGUGGAAGGGAUAGUGGUGUGAUAGUGGUGGUGCUGGAGAGUGUGUCGUAGGAAAAUCCCAGACCAAGGCGUGAAUCUCAUUUCGACAACUUAUAAACCAGCGCCACCAUGCCCGGCCACGUCGUGAAGAGCACGGGUCCCGACCCCGACCCCACCGAGUUCCUGUUCAUCUCGGCUGAACAGCGAAUGCUCGACCAGACCAAGCCUUAUGAUCCCAAGAAGUCUUGCUGGGUCCCUGACGAUAAGGAGGGCUUCGCUGAGGGCUUGAUCCAGGGCGCCAAGGGUGACAAACUAGUCAGCGUCCAGCUGAAGAGCGGUGAGGUCAAGGACUUCAAGAAGGAAACCGUAGUUCAGGUCAACCCUCCCAAGUACGAAAAGUGCGAAGAUGUGUCCAACUUGACCUUCCUCAAUGAUGCUUCUGUUCUGUACAACUUGAAGAGCCGUUACCAGGCCAAGCUCAUCUACACCUACUCUGGCCUCUUCUGUAUUGUCAUCAACCCCUACAAGCGUUACCCCAUCUACACCAACCGCACCGUCAAGAUCUACCAGGGCAAGAGGCGUAAUGAGGUGCCUCCCCAUCUCUUCGCCAUCUCCGACGGCGCCUACAUGGAUAUGUUGCAAUCUCAGCUGAAUCAGUCGAUGCUUAUCACCGGCGAAUCUGGCGCCGGCAAGACAGAGAACACUAAGAAGGUGCUGUCCUACUUCGCCAACGUCGGCGCCACCUCCAAGAAGAAGGAUGAUGAGAACAAACCGAACUUGGAGGACCAGAUCGUGCAGACCAACCCUCCCCUGGAGGCUUACGGUAAUGCCAAAACCACCCGUAAUGACAACUCUUCUCGUUUCGGUAAGUUCAUCCGCAUCCACUUCGCCCCCAACGGCAAGCUCUCCGGUGCUGACAUCGAGGUGUACCUGCUGGAGAAGGCUCGCGUCGUGUCCCAGGCCCCUGCCGAGCGUGGCUACCAUAUCUUCUACCAGAUGAUGUCCGAUCAAGUAGAUUAUUUAAAGAAGCUGUGUCGUCUUUCGGACGACAUUUACGACUACCGCUACGAGAGCCAGGGCAAGGUCACUGUGCCUUCCAUUGACGACAAAGAGGACAUGGAAUUCACACAUAAUGCUUUCACCAUCUUGAAUUUCACUAACGACGAACGUGACAGCUGCUACCAGAUCACUGCCGCUGUCAUGCACCAUGGCAACAUGAAGUUCAAGCAGAGGGGUCGCGAGGAGCAGGCUGAGCCCGACGGCACAGAUGCCGGUGAGAUUGUCGCUGACCUUAUGGGUGUUGAGACUGAGGAAAUGUACAGGAAUUUCUGUAAGCCCAAGAUCAAGGUCGGUGCCGAGUUCGUCACCCAGGGUAGGAAUGUCGACCAGGUCUACUAUUCCAUUAGUGCUAUGGCCAAGGGCUUGUUCGACCGUCUCUUCAAGUGGAUUGUGAAGAAGUGUAACCAGACCCUCGAGACCGGCAUGAAGCGUGCCAUGUUCAUUGGUGUGCUCGAUAUUGCCGGCUUCGAGAUCUUCGACUUCAACGGUUUCGAGCAGAUCUGCAUCAAUUUCUGUAACGAGAAGUUGCAGCAGUUCUUCAACCACCACAUGUUCGUGCUUGAGCAAGAGGAGUACAAGGCCGAGGGCAUUGACUGGGUCUUUGUCGACUUCGGUAUGGAUCUGCAGGCUUGCAUUGAGCUCUUCGAAAAGAAACUUGGCCUUCUCGCCAUUCUAGAAGAAGAGUCUAUGUUCCCCAAAGCCACCGACAAGUCGUUUGAGGAGAAGUUGAAGGCGAACCAUCUGGGCAAGUCUCCCUGCUUCAUCAAGCCGAAGCCUCCCAAGGCAGGCCAGGCUGAGGGUCACUUCGCCAUUGUUCACUACGCCGGCACUGUGACUUACAACCUGAGUGGCUGGCUGGAGAAGAACAAGGACCCCCUCAACGACACCGUCGUCGACCAGCUUAAGAAGUCCAAAUUGCCUCUUGUUGUGGAGCUCUUCGCCGAUCACCCCGGCCAGUCUGCUCCCGCUGACGCCAAGGGAGGCAAGAAGAAGAAGACUGGAGGUUUUAAGACUGUAUCUUCUGGCUAUAGGGAGCAGUUGAACAGCCUCAUGACAACCCUUCACUCCACUCACCCCCACUUCGUCCGUUGCAUUGUGCCCAACGAGACCAAGUCCCCAGGUGUCGUGGAGGCUGGCCUCAUCAUGCAUCAGCUGACUUGCAAUGGUGUACUUGAGGGUAUUCGUAUUUGCCAGAAGGGCUUCCCCAACAGGAUGCAAUACCCUGACUUCAAACAUCGUUACAAGAUUUUGGCUGCUGAUGUCAUGGCCACAGAAAAGGAUGACAGGAAGGCAGCAGAAUUGACAUUCCAGAAAUCUGGGCUUGAUAAGGAGCUAUAUAGGUGCGGUAAGACAAAGGUAUUCUUCCGUGCUGGUGUCCUGGGUACCAUGGAAGAGCUUCGUGAUGAACGUUUGGCUAAAAUCAUCACUUGGAUGCAGUCAUGGAUUCGUGGUCUGAUUGGACGAAAGGAAUAUGGCCGUCUUCAGGAACAACGUGUAUCCCUUGUGGUUCUGCAGCGGAACAUUCGCAAGUAUAUUGCCAUGAGCAACUGGUCUUGGUUCAUCUUCUGGCAGAAGGUGAAGCCCCUCAUCAACCAGCCAAGGCUUGAGGACGAGAUCAACAAGCUCAAGGACAGGGCUGAGAAGGCUGUUGCAGACUUGGAUCGCGAAACUACUCGCCGCAAGGAGCUGGAGGAUUCCAAUGUAAGCCUUGCCGAAGAGCUGAAUACCCUGAAGGUUACCCUCGAAUCCACAAAGGGCAAUGUUUCCAAAUUCAUUGAAGAACAGGCCAAGAUUAGCGCAGCCAAAGCUGACUUGGAGGCUCAGCUCACUGAUGCUACUGCAAAGCUUCAGAAAGAAGAGGAAAGUCGCACUGAAAUGUUCCAGUUGAAGAGGAAAGCAGAGCAAGAUGUCAAUGCCAUGAGGAAAGACCUGGAAGACUUUGAACUUAAUGUCCAAAAGACUAACCAGGAUAAGGCUACCAAGGAUCAUCAGAUCAGGAAUAUCAAUGAUGAGAUCGCCCACCAGGAUGAAAUCAUCAACAAGGUUAACAAGGAAAAGAAACUGCUGCAGGAGAUGAAUCAAAAGACUGCUGAGGAUCUCCAGGCCGUCGAAGAGAAGGCUAGCCACCUCAACAAGAUCAAGGCCAAGUUGGAACAAACCCUUGACGAACUCGAGAGUUCCGUUGGACGCGAGAAGAAGCUUCGUGCCGAAAUUGAGAGGUCCAAGAGGAAGGUCGAGGGAGAUCUUAAAAUGACCCAGGAAACUGUUGCUGACAUCGAGCGCCAGCACAAGGACCUGGAGCAAACCAUCCAGCGCAAGGACAAGGAUAUCGGCAAUCUUGCCAAUAAGCUAGAGGAGGAACAAGGAGUUGUUUCGAAGGUACAGAAGACAAUCAAAGAAAUGCAAGCCCGCAUUGAGGAACUGGAGACUGAAGCAGAGCACGAGCGACAGGCUCGUGCCAAGGCCGAGAAGGGCAAGGGUAAUAUGAGCCGUGAACUCAAUGACCUCAAUGAACGUCUGGAUGAGGCAGGAGGUGCAACUGGUGCUCAGAUGGAACUCAACAAGAAGCGGGAGGCAGAGCUUGGCAAGCUUCGUCGUGACCUCGAGGAAGCCAACAUCCAACACGAAUCAGCUCUUGCUAAUCUCCGCAAGAAGCACAAUGAUGCUGUUGCCGAGAUGACUGAACAGAUCGAUCAUCUCAACAAGAUGAAGGCCAAAACUGAAAAGGAAAAGGAGAUGAUGAAAUAUCAGGCCGAUGAAGCUAAAUCAGCCAUGGAUAGUCUCGCUCGUGACAAGGCACUUGCCGAGAAAGCGAACAAGACUAUUCAGCAGCAAAUCAAUGAAGUGAAUGUGAAGAUGGAUGAAGCUAACCGCACUCUGAACGACUUCGAUGCCCAGAAGAAGAAGCUCUCUGUUGAGAAUGGAGACCUUCUGCGACAGUUGGAGGAAGCUGAUAAUCAGAUUAAUCAGCUAAACAAUCUGAAGGUGUCUCUUACCACUCAGCUGGAAGAUACUAAGAAAAUGGUUGAUGAUGAAUCUAGGGAGCGCAGCGUUCUUCUUGGCAAGUUCCGCAACUUGGAGCAUGAUCUGGAUGGUCUUCGUGAGCAGCUUGAUGAAGAGUGUGAAGCCAAGGCUGAUGCCAACCGCCAGCUGUCCAAGGCUCAUGCUGAAGCUCAGAUGUGGCGCUCGAAGUAUGAAUCUGAGGGCGUUGCCCGUGCUGAGGAGAUCGAAGCUGCCCGCCUGAAGCUUGCUGCUCGCCUCGAGGAAGCUGAGCUGCAGAUUGAACAACUCAAUGUCAAGAAUAUGCAGCUGGAGAAGGCCAAGGGACGCAUCAUUACCGAAAUCGACGAGAUGCAGAUGCAGGUAGAGCGUGCCCAGGGACUGGCUAAUGCUGCUGAGAGGAGGCAGAAGGACUUCGACAGGGUUGUUAAUGAGUGGAAGAUCAAGGUUGACCAACUGGCCACUGAACUUGAUGCUUCCCAGAAGGAAUGUCGUCAGUACUCCACUGAGCACUUCCGUAUCAAAGCUGUGUAUGAGGAAAACCUGGAACAUCUGGACUCUGUUCGUCGUGAGAACAAGGGUCUCGCUGAGGAGAUCAAGGACUUGAUGGAGCAGAUCAGCGAAGGUGGCCGUUCUCUUCAUGAGAUUGAAAAGAACGCCAAGCGUUUCGAGAUCGAGAAGGAGGAGCUCCAGGCUGCUCUUGAGGAGGCCGAGGCUGCCCUUGAACAGGAAGAGAACAAGGUUCUUCGUGGUCAGUUGGAGCUGAGCCAAGUCAGGCAGGAGAUUGAUAAGCGCAUUCAGGAAAAGGAAGAAGAGUUUGAUGCCACUCGUAAAUGUCACCAACGUGCAAUCGAAUCCAUGCAAGCCUCACUUGAAGCAGAAGCUAAGAGCAAGGCUGAGGCCCUCCGCAUGAAGAAGAAGCUUGAGUCUGACAUUGGUGAGCUGGAGAUUGCUCUGGAUCACGCUAACAAGGCCAAUGCUGACAUUCAGAAGCAGGUGAAGAAGGCUCAGGCCGAGAUGAAGGACAUGCAGGCUCGUGUGGAGGAGGAGCAGCGUCUUGCUUCUGAGUAUCGCGAGCAGUGCAGCGCCUCUGAGCGUAAGGCUAAUGCUGUCAAUGGUGAACUGGAGGAAUCCCGCACCCUUCUGGAGCAGUCUGAUCGCGGACGUCGCCAGGCUGAAUCCGAGCUUGCUGAUGCUAAUGAGUCCCUCAGCCACCUUACAGCUCAGCAUGGAUCACUCUCCAUGGCGAAGAGGAAGCUUGAGGGCGAGAUUCAGACUCUGCAUGCUGAACUUGAUGACAUGCUGAACGAGGCCAAGAACUCUGAGGACAAGGCCAAGAAGGCCAUGGUUGAUGCUGCUCGUCUGGCUGAUGAACUCCGAGCUGAGCAAGAACAUGCCCAAACCCAGGAGAAGAUGCGCAAGGGUCUCGAUUUGUCUGUCAAGGAUCUCCAGGCUCGCCUGGAUGAAUUCGAGUCUUCAGCUCACAAGACUGGCAAGAAGGCCCUCGCUAAGCUGGAAGCUCGCAUCCGCGAACUGGAGAAUCAGCUGGACGACGAGAGUCGCCGUCAUGCCGACGCCCAGAAGAACCUGAGGAAGUGCGAGAGGCGCAUCAAGGAGCUCAGCUUCCAGUCCGACGAGGACAAGAAGAACCACGAGAGGAUGCAGGACCUGGUCGACAAGCUCCAGCAGAAGAUCAAGACCUACAAGCGCCAGAUCGAGGAGGCUGAGGAGAUCGCCGCCCUCAACCUGGCCAAGUAUCGUAAAGCUCAGCAGGAGCUUGAGACAGUUCAGAGGAGCUAAGUAUAUUAUAAUGCCGACAAGAGCCGGACAUGACAUAAGUAAUUCAUAAUAAAUGUCUGAUCACUAAG
Molecule: messenger RNA, 6010 nt
Organism: Penaeus chinensis
Lineage: Eukaryota; Metazoa; Arthropoda; Malacostraca; Decapoda; Penaeidae
Product: myosin heavy chain, muscle-like
Exons: 22
Coding region: 213-5942 (1909 amino acids)
Cellular component (GO): myosin complex
Molecular function (GO): cytoskeletal motor activity; ATP binding; actin filament binding
Source: RefSeq, a predicted model, not a curated record